AUCUUUGGUAUAAUGUGGUUCAGAACUCUUAGAUGAGUUACGCACCUCUGUCCGCUCCUUAUUUCCUUGAAAUCGCCCCAUAAGUUCCAUCUGGCUGGCGGAAGGAAGUCCACCAGUGACAUAUCGUAUAUCGGGCUUCGCAAAUGCCACCGUUCUUUGGCAUCCCCCGAGUGCAUAAUACCUCAUGGAUCUGCAACGCAUGCACGCAAUCCCUUCGAAACACUCCUCUUCGACUUGAACCAUGCCGGCAGCGGCUAGCUGGUCCAUCAUGGAUUCCGCAAAUGCGGGCACAGGCCACCAAAAGCGGUAAUCGAUCGCAUGGGACGCCGAAUCCGAAGCGAUCUCGACAGCGAAGGCGAGUGUUACUAGCAGUAGGGGGUACGGGGCUGCUAGCAGCGGCCACGGUCAGCGAUGAUGCGAAGCAUGCUGCGAAACAUGCUGCGAAGGCGGUAGAGCGGACGGGCAGCAUCGUAAGCACUUUGGCCGUUUGCGUUAACGACUACCGAGUCACCCUUAAUCAAGACUAUCAAGAUGCCGUGGCCUUCGAUACCCUCCUCAAAGCCUGCCACAAACGAUGUGCACUUCGAACACUCAAAACAAUGGAACGGAAUGGGUCGAUCUUCAUCAAGCUGGGUCAGCACCUGAGCAGCCUGAAUUAUCUUCUUCCACCGGAGUGGUGCGAAACCUUCGUCCCGCUGCAGGACAAGUGUCCCGUGUCCGCGUUCGAGGAGAUCGAGGCGAUGAUCCUGAAAGACACGGGACGGCCCUGGUCGGACUUCUUCGACGACUUCGAACCCACGCCCAUCGGUGCCGCGUCCCUGGCGCAGGUCCAUAUAGCGACGAUGAAAGAGACGGGCCAGAAAGUGGCCGUCAAGGUUCAGCAUCCAGCUCUGGACGAAUGGGCUUCGCUGGAUCUCGCUCUUACACGCUUCUCCUUCGCAACCCUCAAGUACUGGUUCCCCGAGUACGACCUCACAUGGCUUUCCAACGAGAUGGAGCUCUCCCUCCCCCAGGAGCUCGACUUCGACCACGAAGCAGCCAACGCGAACCGUAUCCGCGAAUAUUUCGCCCGCGUGCCGAACACUCCGCUAGUCAUUCCCCAGGUGCUCUGGUCACGCCGCCGGAUCAUCGUCAUGGAAUAUCUCGCGGGUUCCCGGCCGGACAACCUCACCUAUCUCGACGCGAACCACAUUGACCGGGACGAGGUAGCGGCGGCGUUGGCGCGCAUCUUCAACGAGAUGAUUUUCGGGACCGGAGCGCCCCUGCACUGCGAUCCGCAUGCAGGGAAUUUGGCCAUCCGGCACCGGCCCGCCUCCUGGUGGUCCCUGUUGAGUCUCCGCGGCCGGCGGAACUUUGAUAUUGUGCUCUACGAUCAUGGACUGUACCGAGACAUUCCGGAGGACAUCCGCCGUGGGUAUGCGAAGCUGUGGCUCGCAGUGCUUAACGCGGAUGAACCGGGCAUGCGGAAGUAUGCGAACGAAGUGGCGAAUGUCGGGGAUGAGGACUUCCCCUUGUUCGCGAGUGCCAUCACCGGACGGGAUUACAGCGCGGUGCAAAAGGGGGUCGGAGUCGCCUCAAGGGAUCAAGAGGAGAAGAAGAUGAUUUCUCAGGCGCUAUCGGAGGGGUUGCUGACGGACCUAGUUCAGCUGCUGGGAAGGGUUCCACGGGUGCUCUUGUUGAUUCUGAAAACAAACGAUCUGACACGGGCGCUGGACGACACUCUCCAGACGCGUCGCGGCUCUGCUCGGGCGUUUCUUAUUCUCGCCCGAUAUGCAUCCCGCACGGUAUACGAGGAGCAGCUGGAACGGCUCCGGGGGAGCUUCCUUCGACCGUCGAACUUUGUCAGCUUGGUGCAGGCCUGGGGCGCCUUCGUCAGUAUCCGGAUCAAGCUCCGGUUCUACGAGAUCUGGCUGGGGAUGCGAAGCAGGAUUGGGAUGGACCCGGUGACCAUUUGAGCUUCACAUUUUGACAUUUGAGCGUCGAUUAUUGCGUAGCGUUUAGAAGGGAGAACUAGCGGGAUAGAGCAAUAGAGCACUAUGUACGGAGUAUUAGAUAUCUAGAAGCGGCCGUGUAGUUGAGGUUAGUCGACCUCGAAGUGUAGGUCAAUUUGACAUUACUCUUUCGAACAGUU
Messenger RNA from Eremomyces bilateralis CBS 781.70, 2131 nucleotides. RefSeq names its product putative ubiquinone biosynthesis protein. The transcript is spliced from 3 exons. NCBI's taxonomy places the organism in Eukaryota, Fungi, Ascomycota, Dothideomycetes, Eremomycetales, Eremomycetaceae. Gene Ontology annotation, cellular component: mitochondrial inner membrane. The record is from RefSeq and is a predicted model, not a curated record. Bases 144 to 1955 code for a protein of 603 amino acids. Gene Ontology annotation, biological process: mitochondrion organization; lipid homeostasis.